Knipowitschia caucasica is the source of this 1452-nucleotide messenger RNA. NCBI's taxonomy places the organism in Eukaryota, Metazoa, Chordata, Actinopteri, Gobiiformes, Gobiidae. The record is from the annotation of a GenBank genome assembly.
AUGGAGCAUCUCUGUCUGUGCUGUCAGAUACUGCUACUCAUCCCAGUCUUGGUGACUCCCACAGUUCACAAUGGAGACGAAGCUUCUUGUGAUGGAGCCUUUGACAUUUACUUUGUAUUGGACAGAUCUGGCAGCGUGGCCCGAAACUGGAACGAGAUCUAUGACUUUGUGGAGCAGCUCACCCACAGGUUUGUCAGUCCCAGGAUGAGGGUGUCCUACAUCGUCUUCUCGGCUCAGGCUGCAGUUAUUCUUCCACUUACCGGAGAUAGGACAGAGAUAGACAGAGGUUUGCAGAGGCUGAGCCAAAUCAAACCAGCGGGAGAAACGUACAUGCACGAAGGACUCAUAGCAGUGUCCGAUCAAAUGAAAGAACAAAGUACCCCGUCGUCUACAAUUAUCAUAAUCCUGACCGAUGGUAAACUGGAGGUGUAUCCCUUUGUACUCAGCGUAGAAGAGGCCGACAAAGCCAGAGGAUAUGGAGCCCGGGUGUUCUGUGUGGGCGUGAUGGACUUUGACCACAAACAGCUGGUGGAAAUAGCAGACAACACAGAGCAAGUGUUCCCAGUGCUGUCCGGCUUCCACGCGCUCAAAGAGGUGGUUAACAAAGUGCUGAAACAGACGUGCGCAGAUGUGUUUAUGAUUGAGCCGUCCAGUGUGUGUGUGAAUGAGUCGUUUAACAUUGUGCUGAGUGGGAGUGGCUUCAGCGGCUCUAAGAGGAUAGAUAAUGUCGUGUGCGUGAUCACUGUGGACCACAACACUUAUGACCAGAAGCCGUCAGUGGUGAGAGACGGCCAUCUGCUGUGCCCUGCUCCUGUGCUCCAUCAGGCCGGACAAUCUAUAGAGGUGCUGGUGAGUCUGAACAAUGGACAGUCCUACAUUUCAAGUCCUAUUGUCAUCUCAGCUGAAACCUGUUCUGAUGGGAUGUGGCUGCUGUGGCUCCUGCUGGCUCUGCUGCUGUUUCUGGCUCUGCUGCUCUUCUGGUGGUUCUGGCCGCUCUGCUGCACAGUGGUGAUCCGAGACCCUCCGCCUGACCGACCCCCUCCUCCUCCACCGCCUGUUAUUGAGGUAGAGGACGACUUACUGCCCAAGAAUAAGUGGCCAACCGUCGAUGCUUCAUAUUAUGGAGGCAGAGGAGCGGGAGGAAUCAAGAGAAUGGAGGUGCGCUGGGGUCAGAAAGGUUCCACUGAAGAAGGUUCGCGGCUGGAGAAAGCCAAAAACGCUGUAGUGACUCUGGCAGAAGAUGACGAAGAUGUCAUCAUCCCAAAACCCCCACCGAGACCUCCUCCUGUUUACCACCCCCCUCCACAGUCCAAAUGGUACACCCCCAUCAAGGGCCGUUUUGAUGCUUUGCUGGCUUUGCUGAGACGCCAAUAUGACAGAGUGGCGAUUAUGAGGCCGACACCACAGGACAAGGGUCGCUGCAUGAACUUCAGCAGAGUCCAGAGUCACUAA